Messenger RNA from Geosmithia morbida, 468 nucleotides. Its product is annotated as Membrane-associating domain. Gene Ontology annotation, cellular component: membrane. The transcript is spliced from 2 exons. The record is from RefSeq and is a predicted model, not a curated record. The coding region runs from base 1 to 468 and encodes 155 amino acids. NCBI's taxonomy places the organism in Eukaryota, Fungi, Ascomycota, Sordariomycetes, Hypocreales, Bionectriaceae.
AUGAGUCCAAAUUUUGGAUCCUUCGGCAAGCUGUCUAUCGUGUAUGCAGUGCUGGCACUGUUCCUUAUCAUCGAGCUCGGCCUCACAGCAUAUGUCGUCAGCGACACGAACCCGACUCCCUCUUCGUUCUCUUUCAUGCUCUUUACGACAGUCUGGUCCACCCUCGUCCUCAUCUACCUAGCCGUGACGCCUGUCGUGCUCCCGAGCUUCAGUAUACCAAUCGUGACGCUAGUCCUCGUCAGCCUGACGACGCUGUUCUGGUUCGCCGGCUCCAUCGCCAUGGCUGACCACAUAGGCGUGCCUGAGUGCCACGGCAACAACUUUUGCCAGUCGACGCAAGCCGCCGUGGCUUUUGGUUUCUUUAUAUGGGCCGGCUUCACAGGGCUGUCGGUCCUCGAGUUCCUAGGCUUUAGGCGUGGCGGAGGCGUGUCGGCGGAUAAGCCCUCUCGUCCGUACUCUGCUGCGUAG